AUGGCGGCGUGGUUGUCGCGGGUGUCCUGGGCGGAUGCCUGGUGCGACAUGUACUCGCGGCUGCUGCGCACCAAGCCCGUAGGCGCCAUGGCGCUCGGCCGCGAUGACCUCACCGAGCUGGCGGACGGCUCGGGCGUGGGCCUGGCCAAGGUCCUGACUACCAUGGACUUGGUGUCCCUGGGGGUGGGCAGCUGCGUGGGCACGGGGAUGUAUGUUGUGGCAGGGCUGGUUGCCAAGGCGAUGGCCGGGCCGGGCGUUAUCCUAUCCUUCAUCAUUGCUGCUGUGGCGUCCAUCUUGUCAGGCGUGUGCUACGCGGAGUUUGGCGUCCGCGUUCCCAAGACGACGGGCUCGGCGUACACGUACAGCUACGUGACGGUCGGCGAAUUUGUGGCCUUCCUGAUUGGCUGGAACCUGAUCUUGGAGUAUCUGAUUGGCACAGCGGCGGGGGCGUCGGCCCUCAGCAGCAUGUUUGACUGUCUGGCCAAUCACAGCAUCAGUCACUACAUGGUCACCCAUCUGGGCACGCUCAGAGGACUAGGUAAAGGUGAGGACACCUACCCCGACUUGCUGGCCAUGUUCAUCGCCCUGCUGGUCACGGUGAUCGUGUCCCUCGGCGUGCGCAACUCGGUGGGCUUCAACAACGUCCUGAACGUGGUCAACAUGGCGGUUUGGGCCUUCAUCGUCAUGGCCGGUCUCUUCUUCCUGUCCGCCAACAACUGGGAGGGCGGCAUGUUUCUGCCCUAUGGCUGGUCGGGGGUGAUGCGAGGAGCGGCCACCUGCUUCUACGCCUUCAUCGGCUUCGACAUCAUCGCCACCACAGGAGAGGAGGCGCAGAACCCCAACACCUCCAUCCCGUACGCCAUCACCGCCUCGCUGGUCACGUGUCUCACCGCCUACGUGUCGGUGAGCGUGAUCCUGACCCUCAUGGUUCCGUACGACCUGAUCGACAGCUCAGCUCCUCUCAUGGAGAUGUUCGCCGCGCACGGCUUCCUGUGGGGGAAGUACACGGUGGCGGUGGGCUCCAUCGCCGGGCUCACCGUGUCCCUGCUGGGCUCGCUCUUCCCCAUGCCACGGGUCAUCUACGCCAUGGCACGGGACGGCCUACUCUUCAGGUCCCUGGCGCACGUCUCGGCGCUCACGCACACCCCGGCGGCGGCCUGCGUGGUUUCGGGGAGCCUGGCGGCGCUGCUGGCUCUGCUGGUGAGCCUGAGCGACCUCAUCGAGAUGAUGUCCAUCGGCACCCUGCUGGCGUACACGCUCGUCAGCGUGUGCGUGCUCGUGCUGCGCUACCAGCCUGAGGAUGCGGAGGGCGGUCGCCAUGACGACUUGGCGCAGCAACUUCCCGCCAAAGAAGACCCGGAGGCUGAUGCCGACUUCCACACGGGGGACGCGUCGCCGCUGCAAAGGCUGCUGGGAGGUCACUACUACACCCUAAGAGCCAGACUGGAUGUACCGGACGCGUCGGUACGCCCCACCGCCGCGACGGGUCGCACGGUGACCCGCUGCACCCUCCUCUUCUUCUGCCUGUCCUUCCUGCUCUGGACCACCAUCAUAUUCGGCGUGGAGCAAGGAAGCGGUGUGGGCGCUGUCGUCUCAGGCCUGACGGCGAUGCUAAUGGUGGGCUCGUUGACGAAGCUUUUGAUCACCAUCAUACAGCAGCCGGAAAGUGGGCGGAGCUUGCCCUACAUGGCGCCCUGUGUUCCGUUUGUGCCCGCCGCCGCCAUCUUGGUCAACAGCUACCUCAUGCUCAAGCUGUCGCCUCUCACCUGGGCCAGGUUCUCCAUCUGGUGCGUCAUCGGUCUGCUGAUCUACGCCUGCUACGGCGUAUGGCACAGCACGCUGGAGGUCAACGCCCGCGAGGAGCAGGCGCACGCCAGCUCUUAUCAGCGCUUUGACGACCACCUGGACGACACCGUCACCGCCGACGACCACCAGGACGAGGGUGAUUACCAGGGCUGGUCCGCCCCGCAGGAGAGGGACUACCACGACCAGCACGAUGACGGCGGCAGAUACCAGUGUGGACCUGCGGGUCAGUACACGACUUGGGGGCGGAGCAAUGACGGCUUUGACGACGAAGAGCACUGAAACAGGAAGUGAGCGGGGCUUGUUAUCGCCUUUUUAACCACGUUUUCUACCGUAAACGCUCCAAAUAAGGCCUAUAUUUAAGUGCGUGGUUUUUAGUAACGCCACAAGAUGGCAGUAGCAUCCAGCACCUUAGUCUACCUCGUCAUGCGCUUUAAAUUGUCCUGUGUGUUAGUUUUACUCUUCUUGUUGACGACAAUUAGGGAUUUGUGGCUCUUUUAAAGAGCCGUUCAAAAGACUGGCUCGUUAUUAUAGUUUAGUUUUUUAUUCGUCAAGCAAACAAUCACUUGUAAUAGUUAUACAAUACUAUGUUAAAUUACACAAAUAUUACUCUAUUGGUGGGAGUUAUCCUGAAAAAAUCGCUCCCUCACCUAAAACAUUUGAACAAUAUUGAGAAAAAUACACAAAUGAGUAAGAAUAAAAUGAUUUGAUGGAUAUGCAAUGUUGAUAAAACUAUAAUAGAAAAGCGAACAUGAUGAAGAAAAUGUGAGUACAAAAUUGGUGUGUUCGCUGAACUACUGCCCUUUAGGAUAAUGAACCCAAAAAGUGCAAAUAAAAGACAAAAUAAAUACAAAUUAAAAAAUAAUGAUAAUUAAAAAAUAUGUACAUAUAUUUAUAUAUAUAUAAAUAUAUUAGGGGUGUCCGAAAAAAAAUCGAUUUUGAAUUAAUCACGAUUCUUAAUUUAUUCAAAUAAAAGAAAAUAUCUGUUGAAAAUUUUUUUUUUCUCCAAAAAAAAUCUGUCCUGUCCAGCCACUUUUGUAAAUGUUUGGGUAGAAUUUUAUCAAA
Messenger RNA from Nerophis lumbriciformis (worm pipefish), 2868 nucleotides. RefSeq names its product solute carrier family 7 member 14b (gene slc7a14b). Gene Ontology annotation, cellular component: plasma membrane. Gene Ontology annotation, biological process: amino acid transport; transmembrane transport. Gene Ontology annotation, molecular function: amino acid transmembrane transporter activity. The record is from RefSeq and is a predicted model, not a curated record. Lineage: Eukaryota; Metazoa; Chordata; Actinopteri; Syngnathiformes; Syngnathidae.